CUGUGUCAUUAUUCAGGAGCCGGCAGUCUACAGAAAAGCUCGUUACAUGCUCCCCUUUCCCAUGAUCUGCUGAAGCUCACUCAUGUCCCGGGUAAUCAGAGGGAUUGGCUGUAUUGCAUCUGUCUCUACUGUCCUGUCUAUCUGUGUCUCUCCUUGGGAGUCCCACCCAUCUUUCAAGUUCAGAUCUAGCAUUGCAUCUAUCACCUGUACCACACAAGCAAUGGCUUGGUCUUCUCAAAGACUGACUUCCUCUUUCGGGAAAUAUGCAAAAGUGAGAAGUUGUCAAGGCAGUGAAUGAGAGAGACCUAAAGGAAAUUCAGGCUGAAGCGCAAGUCCUUGCCGGAUGUUGGCAUCAGUCACCACCACGGCCAGGAGAGGAGACAGGACCAUGUGGCUGUUCCCUGCUCUGCUCCUCUUCCUCCCAGGCUGCUCCACUGCUCAGGAUCCAAUCACAGGUCCAGACACGGUGAGAGGUCAGGAGCAGGGCUUCUUGACUGUGCAGUGCCGUUAUGACUCAUCCUGGAAGGAUUACAAGAAGUACUGGUGCCAAGGAGCUGUUUGGAGAACAUGUGAGAUCCUCAUUCAAACUGAUACAUCAGAGCAGUUGGUGAAGAAGGACCGUGUGUCCAUCAGGGAUGACCAGACAGACUUCAUCGUCACAGUGACCAUGGAGGACCUGAGGAUAAGCGAUGCUGGCAUUUACUGGUGUGCGAUUCAGAGAACUGGAUUUCAUCCCCAUUUUGAAGUUAAUGUGAAUAUUGACCCAGCCACAAAAACUUCAACUAAAAUAGUGUCAAUCAUUGCCCCAAUCCUGACAACCACAGCGUCAACCACCAUGGCCCCAGUCCUGACAACCACAGCGUCAACCAUGGAGAACACUGGCAACUAUGGAGGGACUCAAACCAACACCCACACCUGGCCCCUGCUGAGCAGCAUCUACUUCAAGCUCCUGGUCUUUCUGGAGGUGCCCCUGCUCCUGAGCAUGCUCAGUGCAGUCCUCUGGGUAAACAGGCCUCAGAGGUGCUCUGGCGGAGGUGAAGAUGGCCUGGUGAAGGCCCAGAGUUCUGAUGCCCAGUAA
This is a messenger RNA of Peromyscus leucopus (white-footed mouse), 1078 nucleotides long. Its product is annotated as CMRF35-like molecule 3. The record is from RefSeq and is a predicted model, not a curated record. Lineage: Eukaryota; Metazoa; Chordata; Mammalia; Rodentia; Cricetidae. Gene Ontology annotation, molecular function: transmembrane signaling receptor activity. Gene Ontology annotation, cellular component: plasma membrane.